Messenger RNA from Ostrea edulis (European flat oyster), 1864 nucleotides. Its product is annotated as QRFP-like peptide receptor. Bases 624 to 1724 code for a protein of 366 amino acids. NCBI's taxonomy places the organism in Eukaryota, Metazoa, Mollusca, Bivalvia, Ostreida, Ostreidae. Gene Ontology annotation, molecular function: G protein-coupled receptor activity. The transcript is spliced from 3 exons. The record is from RefSeq and is a predicted model, not a curated record. Gene Ontology annotation, cellular component: membrane. Gene Ontology annotation, biological process: G protein-coupled receptor signaling pathway.
CCGGUCUCAUCGAACAACUGGUUAGGUCACUUCCGUGCGAACUCCUUGAUAGCACAUGAUGUGGAUGACGUGAAUCAUUUGCUCAAAUAGCCUUGAUAAAUUCACUGAGGAGAAGAGAAGGGCGCAAUACCGCUCAGUGUCCUGUAUCUGAUAUUGCUGAUAUUGGGUAGUAAUACUGUUGCUCGCCAUUUUUACUGCGGAUGCGGCAGAAUCAUACGUCACCCCUACUGUAGAGGAUCAUGAAAAGCAUAAUAUUACAUAGAGACUCCUGAAAAAUAGAAAGAAAGGUCAUGCCCUGGGUGCCCGGAUGUCAAUAACUAUUUUUGCGCGGGACCGUCUUCCUGUACAAAGUGAGUGGUGUUGUUUCAUUUUGUUGGGCGCAUUUCGUGUUUGGAGGACGACAAGUAACCGUGAUAGCUAAUCAAGACUUUGCAUAUAGACUUCUGCAGGAAUUAACAAGACAGUUUGUCGAAUUAUUGAAAAUGGAUUUCAAAUUUCAAAGACUCUUCGAGACAGGUGAACAUAUUUCCUGAUGCUAAAACAAAUGACAAAUAAGUUGUAAGAAAAGCGAUUAGUUGUCUCAAGUUUCGUAAUUUACUCAAAAAGUCAAACGUGUUUCUAAGAUGAUUCAGAACAUCACGGACGGCGAUCUCAUUCAGGAAUGGCUGGAGUACAUGCUGCAAAGAAAUCUGCCACACGUGACCAUCCUUUUGAUCUUUCUGAUAACAGGAAUCGUGGGUAACACGACUGUGAUAUAUGUGUACGCUUUCAAAAUGAGGCGAUGUCGCGAGGACAGAUUCUUUAUUCCUGCUCUAGCGGUCACCGACCUCCUGGCCACGAUUGUGACGUGCUUGUAUCACAGUAUCAAGACUCUAGCCGUCAAGAAAGUCAAUUCGGACAUCCUCUGCAAAGUACCACUGUUUUUAAUGUGGAGCACUUCAACAGCUUCUGCCAUGUUGUUACUGAUGAUUGCAAUUCACCGCUCCAUUAAAGUGCGCCAACAACCAGGAAACAUUCUGAGCUCCAAGUUGAAGAAAGGCGCGAUUAUUCUGACUAUCGUUGUUUCCAUAGCUAUCAAUGCCCCCAUCUUGUAUUUCGCCGGAGUAAGAGAGUUCACGACCUCCUAUAAGGGAGCGAAUAUCACCGUCACUGGGUGCUUUACAGGAAAUUCGGGUCAUAAAUCGCUGGAACAAGCCUACGUGAUUUUCGUCUUUCUAGUUGCCGUUGGCAACAUCAUAGCAACCACUGGUCUCUACAUUCCCAUUGGCUGCGUUAUCUACAAAAUCUCCAGGCAGAACAAAAAUGUCGAUCGGCCACGGUCCAGGAGCCGUGCGUUUUCCUUUAUCAGCGAAGCACAGAGCAGCAUCAGUGACACAAGCGAUCGAGAAAAGAAAUACCCCACACCUAGCGAGCUGGACAAUGUCAAACUAAACCGUCAGGAAUAUCGCACGCGCAACCGCACCAACUUCAACAAGAUGUUCGCCAUUUUAGUUCUCUUCUACGCAGUGUCAUACUUUCCAUCGUUCAUCUUCGUCUUUCUCAGCCGAGGAGACCCGAACUUCUACAAUCGGCUCCCUUCGUUUUUGUCCAAUCUGUUUUUAACAUUACAGAGACUUUUCAUUGUAAACCACAUCGUGAACCCGUUGGUGUACGGUUAUUUUGAUCUCAAAUUCAGACAGAAGCUUGCUAACAUGUGCUGUUUCAAAAAACCCAGGGCAUACUAAAGUUAUUUACAUGUACGUUACUUGUAAAACUUUUCAUUUUCCUUAUAAGGAUUUUGUAAUGCUUAUUUAUAUGUCUGCAACAUAAUUUCAUGUUUUAGAUGCUUAUUUAUUAAAAAUUAAAUUAAAUCAACUGAAAACCA